GCGGCGGGCGGCCGCGGGCCGGGGGCUGCGCGGCGCGGCCGCCGUGAAUGUGCAGGCGGCGGAGGGCGGUUAGGCGUUCGCGGCGCUCGCAGCGGUGUAUUGUGGGAGGCCGCCGCCGCCAGCAGCGAGCACACACAAUAUGUGGUGGCUCGCAAAAACGGGAGGCAGGAGCCUGGCGGCCAGCCCGCGCCGGUAACCGGCCCCAUGUGAGACGGGAGCUCGCCUUUCGCCGCCCGGAGACGAUCGGCCGCCGAGCGCGAUGUCUUUCCGAGAGAUCAAGGCGGGGGAAAAAGCCAAGCACCCUGAAGAUCAUGUCAAAAAGCAGAGUUCAAGUUGGAUCAACGGAAUGGAGAACAGCACGCAAGCCAGCACUUCUGUCGAGAAAAGAAAUCACCAUUGGAGAAGUUACAAGUUGAUUAUUGACCCGGCUCUGAAAAAAGGACAGCACAAACUCUACCGUUACGAUGGGCAACAUUUCAGCAUGCCUAACUCGGGAAUCGCUCCUGUGGAUUGUGUCAGGGAUCCCAGAAUAGGGCGAAUAUGGACCAAAACUAAGGAGUUGGAGCUGUCUGUCCCCAAAUUCAAGAUUGAUGAAUUUUACGUGGGGCCAGUGCCUCCCAAGCAGGUCACGUUUGCCAAGCUGAACGACAACAUCCGUGAAAACUUUUUGACCGACAUGUGCAAGAAAUACGGCGAAGUGGAAGAGGUGGAGAUUCUCUACAACCCCAAGAACAAGAAGCACCUGGGCAUUGCCAAAGUGAUCUUUGCCACAGUCAAGGGUGCCCGGGAGGCCGUCCAGCACCUUCACAACACCUCCGUCAUGGGCAACAUCAUCCACGUGGAGCUGGAUACAAAAGGUGAAACCCGUAUGCGAUUCUAUGAACUGCUCGUUAAUGGUCUUUACACUCCUCAGACCCUUCCCGUGGGCACCGAACAGGAUGUGUCGCCAACUGUGAAUGAAACUCUCCAGUUGACGGAUUCCCUGAAGCGCCUGAAAGACAUUAACCUUUCUUCUGCGGGAUCGUCUGUUACCCCAAACAGUAGCACGCCGUUUUCCCAUGACACAGCCUAUUCCAGCUGUCGGCAAGAUACCCCCAACUCGUACAGCCAGUUUACCCCACAGUCCCAAGGAACGCCUCACACGCCACGCUUAGGGACGCCGUUUUCCCAGGAUUCCACCUAUUCUAGUCGUCAGACAACACCCGUGUACCAUUUUGGGCAAGACAGCGCGUACAAAGCCAGGAGACACGAAACAAAAUUUACAGAUGCCUACAACCGCCGCCCGGGACAUCACUAUGUUCAUAACUCAGCAGGUGUUUACCGAGGGCCGGAGCAUCAGUUUAGUACAUACAAAUCCCAUCAGCAGGAGCCAGUUCAGUUCUCUCACACUCCUCCCCUGAGCCACUCUAGUUCUUCGAGCUACAAAUCUGCCUUCUCUCCCUACCAAGCACCAGCUGUGUUUCCCCAAUCUGAUGAGCAGCAGUUUCCCCAAACUUCCAGGGAACCAGAGUACCGAAGACCUGCGCCACCUCCCGCUGAGAUGGUUGUGGAAAGCAGCGCUGCCACGAACGUCGAUUUUGUCCCGUUGAAGGAGAAACAGGAGGAGCCUCCGCCCUUGCCCGAUUCGAACUCUGUUCCUGAACCGAGCACAGCGUCCUUCUCUCAGACUCCAGAGAGGAGCGAGACCCCUGGCACCCCCACCAUGGAGUCAGAAAUGCAGCAUAACAGUUUAGACUCAAGGAUUGAGAUGCUCUUAAAAGAGCAGAGAACAAAGUUACCCUUUCUUAACGAGCAUGACUCGGAUAACGAAAUCCGAAUGGAAGGUAGCCCUAUUUCCUCUUCUUCUUCCCAGCUCUCUCCCAUCCCAAUGUACGGUUCGAACUCUCAGCCUGGUUACAGAGCUCAGACACCUUCCUCGCGUCCUUCCAGUACCGGCUUGGAGGACAUUAGCCCGACGCCGUUACCUGACUCUGACGAUGACGAGCCCGUCCCUGGGACGGCUUCUCUGAGUCAGAAUUCACGGGGGACGUCGGAGGCCAGCAUGAUUCCCAUUGAUCAGCUGAGCAGGACCUCCAAAAUUGAGACCUCGGAGGCUAAAGAAAUGGUGCCUGGUGACCAGACUCCAACAUCAGAAAAAAUGGACGAGGGCCAGCAUUCUUCAGGGGAGGACAUGGAAAUCUCCGAUGAUGAGACCAACCCCGCGCCCAUCACCAGUGCAGAAUGUGCCAAAACCAUUGUGGUGAACUCCUCCGUCAGCAACACAGCCGUGAUGGGCCCGUCGAUUCCCCCCCUGCCACCACCGGGAUUCCCUCCUCUUCCUCCUCCGCCGCCUCCGCAGCCGGGCUUCCCAAUGCCUCCGCCGCUGCCCCCACCUCCUCCGCCCACCCACCCCGCCGUCACCGUCCCCCCGCCACCGCUCCCUGCGCCACCCGGGGUCCCUCCACCCCAUAUCUUGCCUCCGCUCCCUCCGUUCCAUCCUGGCAUGUUCCCCGUCAUGCAAGUGGAUAUGAUAAGUGUCUUGGGCAACCAGUGGGGUGGCAUGCCAAUGUCCUUCCAAAUGCAAACUCAGAUGCUGAGCCGCAUGAUGCAGGCACAAAACACGUACCAGUAUCCGCCUUUCGGACGGAUGCAGUUUGUGAAUCUUCCGCCCUACCGCCCUUUCUCGAUGGGAGCAGCUCUCGGUCGUGGACAGCAGUGGCCACCGCUGCCCAAGUUUGACCCCUCGGUUCCACCGCCGGGUUAUGAGCCGAAGAAGGAAGAUCCCCACAAAGCCACUGUGGAUGGAGUCCUCCUGGUCAUAGUGAAGGAGCUAAAGGCUAUCAUGAAAAGGGACCUGAACCGCAAGAUGGUUGAAGUGGUGGCGUUUCGGGCAUUUGACGACUGGUGGGACAAGAAGGAACGUCUGGCAAAGGCGUCUCUCACUCCGGUGAAGUCUGGAGGAGAACUGGAGGAAAAACCAAAGCCGAAGGAUCGAAUCGCAUCCUGUCUUUUGGAGAACUGGAACAAAGGAGAAGGCCUGGGAUAUGAGGGAAUCGGCUUGGGCAUUGGGUUACGAGGGGCCAUCCGGCUGCCAUCCUUCAAGGUGAAAAGAAAGGAGCCACCUGAAGCUGCCUCAGCGGGGGAUCAGAAGAGAAUCCGGCCUUCUACUUCUGUCGAUGAUGAAGAUGAAGAGUCGGAGCGGGACAGGGAUGCUUCCGAUACAACGUCUGACCUGUCGAAGAAGGAUGCAGACGCCGUGGGGCUGAGGCGGCGACCAGCAAGGCCGCUGGAGCUUGACAGCGAGGGAGAGGAGGGAGACGAGACAUCAGGGAAAGAGGAAGAGUCCUCCUCGGAGAAGGAAGAGGAGCAGGAAGAAGAGGGAGGCUUGGUGAAAGCAGCGCCUGGCAAGGAGGAAGAGGAGGAUGAGGAGGAGGAUGAUGAUGAUGAUGAGGAUGAAGAUGAUGAUGAAGAUGAUGAUGAGGAUGAAGAUGAUGAGGAAGAGGAGACAGGCAUAGACACAAGUGACAAGGAGGAGGAGCAGGACUCCGAGGAGGAUGUAGCAAGUCCGUCGUCUUCCAAGGCUGAAGUUGAAUCAUCUGAUGAAAGUGAGGACUCCUCUGAAUUUGAGUCAAGUUCAGACUCGGAUGAUGAAGACGAGGAUGAUGAUGAUGAUGAAGACGAGGAGGAGGAAGAGGAGGAGGAGGUGGCUGAAGAUCAAGACAGGGAAGCCAUGGUUGCUGAGACAGAGCAUGAACCUGCUGGUCAUGAGAUUCCUGAUGAUGAGAGGGAGACUAUUUUGGAGCUGUACCCUGUGGAUGACUACAUGGAUGCAACAGGCCUGGGACUCGUGGAGCCAGCGUUGGCUGUGAGAGAUGAAGGCAUGGAAGAAAUCAAGGCAGGGGAAGGUGAAUGUGGUGAAGUCCCAGAGGCAUCUAUUGCUGCUGAAACACUGAAACAGUUGGUUAUGGAAAGAGACCAGGAGACAAAACUUGCGCUGUCUCCCAUCUGUAGGCCAGAGGAUGAGUCCGAAGCCACUAUCGUGCUGGAGCCAGUGGUACAGGAAGGUCCAAAGCUGGAAUCUCAAGACGAGGAGGCCACGCUCUGUCUCUCGACUCCGGUGGGAGUCUUUGGAGAACCCCUGCCCAGCAAAAGCAGCUUCUUCAGCAAGUCUGACGACAGCAGCUUAGAAGCUCGUGUUAAAACAAAACUGCCCUUGGCAGCGGAGGAGGACGAGCGACUGCCUCGCACGCCUGGGCGGGAGGUGAUGGUCCAUUCAGAGACUGAUACUCUUCUGCUUCCAGCCCACAAGGUGCCGUCCUCCAUGCUUCCCUUACCAUCGACUCCUGGUAAAGAAGAAUCUUUAGUCCCUCCAGAAAAGUUCCCUGAACAAUUAAUGGUGACCAAAACGUCCAUGGAUGAGGAGAUUCCUAGGACUCCUGGGCGGGACAUUUUGGCCAAGUCCUCGCACCCCCUCACGAAGUCGCAGAGCACAGACACUGUUCCAGCCACGCCGGGAAGCGAUGCUCCCCUUACGGGAAGCAGCUUGACCCUCAGUUCUCCUCAAGUCCCUGGGAGCCCCUUUUCCUACCCGUCCCAAUCUCCUGGCAUUAACAGUGGCAUUCCUCGGACUCCUGGGAGAGAUUUCAAUUUCACGCCUACUUUCCCAGAGGCUGGUGCUACCGUUCCUUGCCUUCUGUCUGGCAAGAAACAAUCGGAGGACGAGCUAGAUGAGAAACCCUUUAAAGAGCCUCUUGGUGCUUCCCUUACGAUCAGCAUGAACAGUGUUCCUUCCCCUAUCCCCUUUGCCAGCCCCCCGCAAGCAGAUUUCCGCACAGAUAUGGGUUUGCCGCCGGAUGAGCCGAUACCUGUGGCAGCCCUGCCGUGCCUGCAUGGAGAUGGAAGAAUGCCCCUCGAGGAAUGCAAGGCAGAAGUCAAAUCUGUUUUGCUCUCACCAGAAGUACCCACCGGUGCUUCUGUUCUUCCUCCUCCACCACCACCUUCUGUUCUUCCCAAAAGGAGGCCAGGUCGGCCCAGGCGGUCACCACCGUCUGUCCUCUCAUUGGAUAUGUACUCGGGCAAAACCAUAGAACCUCCUCCGGUGCCAGUGGCCUUGGUGGAAAGUGCUGUGGGCAAAGAGCUGUUGAGUGGACAUCCUGAUGCUUUCUAUGGACUGAAAGACCCUGAAGCCGUCACCCUGGACUUCAGGAAUGACGGUUUCCACGAGAAAAUAGCAGCUGAAGCAGUUGCGGAGAAACUGCCGUUUAAGGAACUGGAGAACCAGUGGAAUGAAGACUUCAAGGAAGAAGAAGCUCACGCGAAACCUAAAAGGCAGUGGCGAAGGCAGAAGAAGACAUCUGAAGACCUCCCAGUGAUUCCUUCCCCUGAGUAUUCCCCACCCCAGCCUCAGUUCAAGCCACGCUCCGAGUUUGAGGAGAUGACCAUUUUGUAUGAUAUUUGGAACGGAGGCAUAGAUGAGGAGGAUAUCAAAUUCAUGUGUAUCACAUAUGACCGCUUGUUGCAGCAGGACAAUGGUAUGGACUGGCUCAAUGACACCCUGUGGGUAUUCCAUCCUUCUACCAGCUUUUCUACUCCUAAGAAAAAGAAGCGGGAUGAUGGGAUGCGGGAGCACGUGACAGGCUGCGCACGAAGUGAAGGCUAUUACAAAAUUGAUAAGAAGGACAAACUUAAAUACCUCAACAACAGCCGAGCUUUUGCAGAGGAGCCUCCAGCUGACACGCAGGGUAUGAGCAUCCCUGCCCAACCUCAUGCUUCCACCCGGGCUGGCUCCGAGCGGCGGUCAGAGCAGCGCAGGCUUCUCUCCUCCUUCACCGGGAGCUGCGACAGUGACCUGCUCAAGUUCAACCAGCUCAAGUUCCGGAAGAAAAAACUAAAAUUCUGCAAGAGCCACAUUCACGACUGGGGUCUUUUUGCUAUGGAGCCCAUUGCAGCUGAUGAGAUGGUGAUCGAGUACGUGGGUCAGAACAUCAGGCAGGUCAUUGCUGACAUGCGUGAAAAGCGAUACGAGGAUGAAGGCAUUGGGAGCAGCUACAUGUUCAGAGUGGAUCACGACACCAUCAUCGAUGCCACAAAAUGCGGAAACUUUGCCAGAUUUAUUAAUCACAGCUGCAAUCCAAAUUGUUACGCUAAAGUGAUCACGGUGGAGUCUCAAAAGAAGAUCGUCAUCUACUCCAAACAGCACAUCAACGUGAAUGAGGAAAUUACCUAUGACUACAAGUUUCCGAUCGAGGAUGUAAAAAUCCCAUGUCUGUGUGGCUCUGAGAACUGCAGGGGAACCCUGAACUGAACGCGAGGUUUCUCGUCACUCUUGCACCUUCGGCCAUGUCAGAACUGUGGUAACCAGGUGUGGUUGCACUUUGCCAAAAAAAAAAAAAAAAAGAAAAAAAAAGGAAGAAAAAAUUAAAAAGGAAAAAAAAAAAUUUAAAAAGAGAGGAAAAAAGAGAAGGAAAAAACCAAGCAAGUUUCGCACUUCUGCCAGGAUCACGAAUGGAAGCAAAAAGCGCACAUGCUUACAAGGACUGUUCAUGUUUCAGGUGCUCUUUCCUUUUCAGAUCCAACACGCACACAAAAGGUGACUACCGUUUUGUGGCAUGGUCUAUCCAAACACUAGCUUCUCUGUUCAGUCCCGACAUUAAUGCUCCGUAAUGGGAUAAUGGUACCUUUUUUUUAAUUGUUGUUAUAAACCUUCAUCUUUUCAUAAUUGCUGCUACCUUUUUCUCAUCAGUUUUGUUGGUUGAAAAAGACAUUCAACGUUUAAAUGUGAAGCAGAGACUGAAAACGCCGUAUAGGGUUUGUUGGGAGCUUGAUUGGCUGAAAUUGCACAGAUUUCUCAGAGUAAGCUGUAAAUAAAUGUAAGGUUGAUGUUACAGAGCAAGCCAGAGGCUUGAGGGUGUGUGAAUGGGGGUGUGUGUGUGUGUGUGUGUGUGUGUGUGUGUGUGUGUGUGAUGUGUCCCCAACGAGACUUUAGGUGAACUGUCCUGCCUUUUCGUUAGGGACGAGCCAGAACAAGUCCCCUAAGCCAGCCGCCCCGGGGAACAGCCAGGUCAGCCGCAGACCUCGGCUCAGCGCCUUGGGCUCGUCUCUUCAUUUUCACACACCGUGCUGGUAUAUCGGGGGAUCAAAACCUCUGCACCCGCACAUGAACGGUAUUUGGAUGCCGCAAUCCGCUGUAGCGAGAAGUCGUGUCGGUUGCGUAGCUGCAGCGUCGUGGCGCGGCGUGUGGACUUUGGGGAUGCCCGUUUCUCGGAGAUCGAUUCGCUUUGCACGCAAAAAAAGGCUGAGGCUGAAAUUAAGUGGACAAUUCAGCCCGCAUUUGUGCUGUGGAAAUCUCACCCUCCUUGCGAGUGUACGCUACGGCCCGUGUUUCGAACAGGAUUUUCUUCCUGUAGAUGGGAAACAGGCUGAUGUGUGUCUCGUAUUAAUUUUUCUCGCUUUUGUCUGCGUUUCCCCGCCCGUGCAGCGUUUUACGUGGAGUGUUUGCUCUGUCCUUGGGCGCGGGCGAUGGCUCCUGCGAUAGAGCGAGCUGCGCCGGCCUCUCGCCUCCCCCCGUUACUCAGUAACUUGCCCCAGGGCUGCCCCAUCCCUCCAGCAAAAGUGGUUCAAGCGUCCUCCCCCAUGCACGGCGAGCAAAUGAAAGCUGCUUUGAAUUUGGAAGGCUUAUUUUGAAAGUGGUUUUUGACGUGUUUUGUCCUUGUAGAUGUGCUGAGGUGAAGGUUGCAGGUUUUUGAGAGGUUCCGUUUAAAAAUGGGGCGAAACACCAAAGAAAAUACGUCUUUGGAUGUGACCUGGAAAUGUUACACAACUGUUCAGGUAUCGACAGGAUCCGUUUUUCAACUCGCAUUGAAUUUCUCCUCCUUUAAAAGUAGAGAUCAGUUGUACUAAACCCUUUUUUAAUUGGCUCAUAAGGGGAAGUUGCAAUGUAAUUAUGAAAUGGGAAGAUAAUCUGCGUAACUAAAUAUCUUCUCCCCGCAGAACAAAUUGCACAACAGUUUUCUUGUAGCCUUUUAAAAUCAGCGAUAAUUCCUAUAUGACCGCAGCUCCAUGACCGGAGGUGACAGCCUUGCAGAAGAGUUUUCUGGCAGUUUUUUAGCUGUUAGGGAUUGCCAGGCCUGCCCUGCAGGUGCUCUGGGUUGGACCUCUGCAUCUGAAUUUCUUCUUCAGACAAAAGGCCUGCAGGAGCAGGAGCACACGGACUGCUGUGAGCUGCCUUGGUUCCUCCUGUAUGUCUGUCUGAGGGUGAGGAGUUGUCCGUGGGGUUGGACAGUCCAUAGUCUCAUUUCUGGUUUUGUUUCAUGUUGUUUCCCCUUCUCUUUGUGAAUCUCUCCAGCAACUGGGUAUUGCUGACGCAGAACCUAAAACUACGAGAAGCACAACGAGUUUCUGUCAUUGAACGCUGGUUGUAGCCGCAGUGGUGGCAGGAGCAUUUGGGAGUUAGACCAACUGCUUGAUUUAUUUUGCUUUUUUAAAAAUAAGGCUCAUCUGGUGUUGACGCUCCAGUUGGCUUCUCUGCAGCUUGGCCUUUUGCUUUCAGAGCUUUGGAAAUGCACAGACGUUUCCUGUGUCUCAGAACUGAAGCCCCAUGUGCAGCGGUUCUGCCCGUGUCCUUGGCCUCCUUCCUUUCUAGUCCAUCAAACCGGCGCAUUAACGGUGGUUUUGUGGGGGCAAAGACACCCCAACCGGCCCAGCCACUGGGUUCCUGCUGCCAGUUUGUGUUUCCCAGCGGAUCGGGGUACUCUGAGUGGGAUUAGCCCCUGCAGUUUGCCUUAAUGUUUGUCGAGGGGAGGCAGGUCGUGGUCUUCUGAAACAAGACCUGCAGGUUGGGUUCCUUUUCAGGAGCACCAGGGGGAUUUGGGUGCCAAAGACCACGAGCACCUAAAUGCCUCAGGUACUUCUGAAACUGUUUAUGAUCCCAGACAAACAAUGUGAGUUUUUGGAAGAGCUGAGCUCCCAGUAACCCCCCAGGAGGACACGGAGGGGUUGAACCUUCAGCACUUGUGAAAAAUCACAUUGGUCUGAUCUCAAAGCAAACCCCAAGGCUUCUCUUUUCCUCCCCAUAAACCUCGGCUUGCAGAGUCCUCCCUGUGCAGCUUCUGCCUCAGACCGCGGGGCUGCCCUGUGCCCCAAAACACCGUUUGAUGGUGAGGAUUAUAAACCAGGUUUAGUGAUUUCUAUGAGGGGGUCACCUCCUCCCGGCCCCCUAUGGAAACGCUGGCCAGGACCGAACAAACUCACCAGCACGGGCUGCUUUGCGGAGAGAUUUACAGUUGCGGUUGUUCGCUGAAAAUCCCAUCCCCAAUUUAUUUUUGCUUCAAAAAAAAGAGAGGCAUGACUGUUUUCCCACAAUGGCAUCUCGCUAGUGGGGUGACCCGAGGGGGCAGCGCGAAAGGUUUGGAAAUAGGUGUUUAGGUUCCAGCACGACGCUGGCUGGAGCGCGGGUCCCGCUGCCCGGCGCCUUCCUCUGUGUCUGUGCGGUUGCAGCCCCGUUCGCAGUGCCACGGUGGUCCCGAUGGGUGAUCUGUGACUCCUGGGGGUCCGGAAGGGGAAGGGGCUCAUCUUGCAGAUAUUUAUAUUGUAUAGAGCAGCUUAUUUCUACAAGAAAUAAUAAAAAAUUAAAAAAAAAUGGCAAACGAGAAAAACAACAAACAUUUUUAAACUCCAAGGAAGUAUACAGCAAUUUCAGUUCUGAUUUUUUGUGACCUUUUUCAGGGAUCAUUUCAGUGCAUUUCUGUAUAAAAGAAAAAUUUAAGGAGAAAAGGAUUUUGAAGUAUACAAAAAUAAAUGCAUCUUCUGUACAUAGGCAAACUCAAGAAUCUUCUCUUCAAACACUGUUUCUUGUAGAAACAUGUUGAAAUUUUUUUGCUGAUUUCUUUGUACUUUGAGAGCAUGUAAAUAAUUUAUUAAAAGUGACUAUUGUAAUUUGGAGUUCUUUUUAAACAGAUUCCAGCUCUAAAUCAUGUUGAGGUGGGGUAGAAGAAGGACUAAGUAUCGCAAAGGAGCUGGUGGCAUUUACAGCUUGUGUCAAGCUUUGUAUAAUGUAAAUUCUGUAUAAAGAUGUUUUUUUGUCAAAUAAAUAGAUGGAAUUAGAAGCAUUAAGAAACUGAAGACAAAAAAUUGCCAAGUCAAGGCUUCUUCUUUCCCCCCCCCAGUCUGAAACCUAAUGUGCAAAAUCUAUUUAUUUCAAGCGAGGAAAUGUGUACAGUCUAAUAGACAACCUAAAAUGUAUUUAAGCGAGUUUGCAACUGGAUUUUUUUCAAUUUAAUAUUUGUUUUGUUUUUAUGAGUUUCCUCCUUAGUUGCCACUGUAGUGUUUGUCCAGGUGAAAAGAAACACGUCGCGAUGGCCACUCUAAAGCAAACAAAUGGGCAGUUUUAAAAGCAGGAUGGAAGAACUCCCGGCUCCCAAUCCUUGCAGGUUUCUGGUUCUCUAAACAGGUUGUUUUAAAUCAUGGUGUGGAAAUAAAGGGUCUCCUUUAAAAGGGGGCGGGUUAAAUGGGUUGCAAUAAAUGAAAAUAAAAUCCUAUUUUUUUUUAAGUUCCUUAAAAAAGCAACUCUGCUUCGAAGAUUUAGGGUUUCUGCUUUCUCUUUCGUUAAGCAAAUUUAUAAAUUUAGGGAUGUUUUGUGCAUAUAGAAUCUGUCACCAGUAUGUAUCUUGUUUUGAAGAAAGUGUUUUUGUUGUGGAUGUGUCAUGCUGUAUAUAUUUGUUCAUAUUUUUGUGAAUUGAAUACUAUGUACCAUUGUAUUAUAGUAACUUUUAUAAAGCAAACCAUAAAUAUACUGACUUUUCUUACAGAAAAA
This is a messenger RNA of Columba livia (rock pigeon), 10789 nucleotides long. It is a transcript of the gene SETD1B, whose product is annotated as SET domain containing 1B, histone lysine methyltransferase. Gene Ontology annotation, cellular component: Set1C/COMPASS complex. Bases 260 to 6283 code for a protein of 2007 amino acids. The transcript has 18 exons. Gene Ontology annotation, molecular function: RNA binding; protein binding; histone H3K4 methyltransferase activity. The record is from RefSeq and is a predicted model, not a curated record. Lineage: Eukaryota; Metazoa; Chordata; Aves; Columbiformes; Columbidae.